AUGCGAACUGUAACACGAGAUAUCGGCAGGUACAAUGCAAUCGACCAGAUCGAUGAUGUCCAAGAGGAUUUCGGAUGGAAGCUAUUGCACGGGGAAGUCUUUAGGGCACCAGAGCGUCUCAUGCUUCUUUCGGUAGCCAUUGGGAGCGGAGCUCAGAUUGUGGCUAUGGCUACUGUCACACUUGUCUUUGCGCUGUUCGGUUUUCUAUCGCCUGCAAACCGAGGCAGUUUAUCUACUGUGAUGAUCGUGACUUGGACUCUGUUCAGCUACGUUGCUGGUCAUGCCAGUACGCGAAUGUAUCAAACCUAUGGCGGAUUAAGUUUCAAGCAAAAUAUGAUUUUGACUGCUUGCUUGUUCCCCACGAUUCUCUUUGCCGUGUUGAAUGUUUUGAAUUUUUUCCUCGUCGCCUCCGGUGCAGCGGGAGCCGUUCCAUUUGGUACGAUGCUUGCGAUCAUUGUGAUGUGGUUUUUAAUCUCUCUGCCUCUGGCGUUGGCUGGUUCUAUCAUGGCAUCUCGGAAAGGACCGUUGCGCAUUCCCGUCAGAGUUAACCAAAUCCCUAGACAAAUACCACCAACAGUCUGGUACAUGAGGUUUUGGCCUUCUGCGCUUAUGGCCGGGAUUUUGCCAUUCGGAGCUGGAUUCAUUGAAUGUUACUUUUUGUUGUCUUCAUUGUUCGGGAAUAAAGUUUAUUACGCUGCCGGUUUUUUGUUCUUAACAUUUACGGUUGUUGGCUUGACUACAGCAACAGUGACAGUGUUGAUGUGCUACUUUCAUCUCUGUCAAGAAGAUUAUCGGUGGCAUGAGAGAGCAUUUGUGACUGGCGGUGCGAGUGCAUUUUGGUUGAUCGCCUAUGGCCUGCUUUAUGCGACUAGGUUAUCUCUACACGGAUUCACGUCGAUCGCCCUUUAUCUUGGUUAUUUGAUGCUACUUGCUUUACUAGACUUUUUGAUGACCGGCUCCAUUGGAUAUGUCGCUACAUUUUUCUUUGUCAAAAAGAUUUACAGCAGAGUUAGAAUUGACUAA
Puccinia triticina is the source of this 1023-nucleotide messenger RNA. RefSeq lists its product as uncharacterized. Gene Ontology annotation, cellular component: membrane. The transcript has 7 exons. Bases 1 to 1023 code for a protein of 340 amino acids. Gene Ontology annotation, biological process: vacuolar transport; protein localization to membrane. Lineage: Eukaryota; Fungi; Basidiomycota; Pucciniomycetes; Pucciniales; Pucciniaceae. The record is from RefSeq and is a predicted model, not a curated record.